Molecule: messenger RNA, 1002 nt
Organism: Aspergillus nomiae NRRL 13137
Lineage: Eukaryota; Fungi; Ascomycota; Eurotiomycetes; Eurotiales; Aspergillaceae
Exons: 1
Coding region: 1-1002 (333 amino acids)
Source: RefSeq, a predicted model, not a curated record
AUGUCGACGGAUAACCUGCAGGCAUUCCUAGAGAUUGCCUCGAAAGAGCCCAAGGAACAGGUGGCAGCAGGCCAGGUUCCCAUGCCCCCCGUGCUUCUGUUUGCCCCGCGGAAUCACGCUGGGAAUAGAUUGCACACAGAGCUGCUCGAAAUGACAGGCAAGAUCUUUCUCGAGCUUGGGGAGAGCUUGAUCAAGAAGCGGACGUACAAUCGGAUUGAAACUGCCGACGAGGUUCUUCAAGCAAUGGUUGACGUGGCAAAUGCAACCCAAACAAGCAUUAUCGGUGGAGGCAGCGUUUCAAAACUAGUGGACGUACGGCCCCCUGCGAAUAUUUCAAUCAAUCGAGAUAUACCGAGAGAAGAUGUGCACCGGGAACUCCUGAACGUGUUGUUUUCACAUCUGGCCCCCGACAAACAGACAUUACGCGAGUUAGACCACCAGCUUCAGCAAUUCGUGAAGGCCUUCUCCGAACUCCCAACUCAGGCAGAUGGAAAAAAUAUCCUCUUCACUUUCCUUGCCAACCAAGUGCACCGCGACAACAUUGGCACUGAGAAAUCCCCAAUCUAUGAGGACGUCCAAUCCAUCGUAUUGAAUACCAUCCGCAUGCCUACGGAGGUGUACCGUGAGCUUGUCGCGAAAAAUGAGAAGCCCGUCACGAGCUCGGCGGUAACCGCCACUUCCUCGACGAACAGGCCUGAGAGGCAUGCGUCCACAAGGGAGCAGGAGCCGGCCAGGCAGUCCACCGAGCAGCGGACAUCGUUCCUGGAUAUGCUUCGAAAUGCCUUAGGGGUUGCCAACGACUCAGAGUCGGACUCUGAGCCUGAUCCACCUGAAGAUAACGUAACACUAAAAAUGGACUAUCGCAUCAUCACGGUGAAGCUGAAGCCAAAGAAAUUUAAAAAGGCGCAGGAAGACAUCGACGAGAGCAUGAGAAGAGUAGUGAAAAUGGGGGCGAAGGAAUAUGGAGAAUCGAUCACCAAAGUGUUGUAUGUACCUAAAUAA